This is a messenger RNA of Rosa chinensis, 1549 nucleotides long. RefSeq lists its product as uncharacterized. NCBI's taxonomy places the organism in Eukaryota, Viridiplantae, Streptophyta, Magnoliopsida, Rosales, Rosaceae. The record is from RefSeq and is a predicted model, not a curated record. Gene Ontology annotation, biological process: proteolysis. Gene Ontology annotation, molecular function: cysteine-type peptidase activity. Bases 496 to 1470 code for a protein of 324 amino acids. The transcript is spliced from 9 exons.
UUUUACGGGCCUAGUGUUCUCUUUUCAUACCUUUAACUCGUCUAUCAUGUGCUUUAUUUGUGAUUCUUCGUCGCCAUUCUCUUCUGGGUUGUUCAAGUUCCUCAAUUUCCUCAUCUGGGUCUCUUUCAAUUUUUUCUGUUCUUCAAUCUUCUGGGUCACUACUAGGUGGAUUAGAGUUGGAAUUUUUGAUCACGAAGUUGGAAAUUGAGGCUUGUCAAGUGCAGUAAACUUGGGGAUGUGAUGGUUUUGGGCUCUUGAGUGUUGUGUGAGGAGCUUGAGCUUCUUUGCUGUUGAUUGGCCUCUCAGCUAUGUACGAAUCCAGCUGCAAUUGUAUGGCAUCUCACAUUUUUUUGUUUGAAUUAGCAGGUUCAGUCCACCAAUAUUGUCCAGUCAGGGUGUAAACUUGCGAUAGAUUCAUUGGACAACAUAGUGGCUGAAGGAACGAUCAUUCAAGUGGAUGUUGAGUCCUGCAAGCAAACUAUCCAUGGUGUUCCAAUGGCUGAGGAAAAUGUCCGAGUAUCGAUCACCAAAUCUAUUGUUGCUAAUGCUUUGCUACCAAUUCCUAUUAAUGAUGAGAUUCUGUUUGUCCGCGAUGCAAUUGGUACAUGCAUUGCUUGGCCUAGAGACUGGGUUAUACCUACUAGAGCUGAUGCAAAGCAGCAAAAGCAUAAAAUUGUGAGGAGGAAAAAGAAGGAUAUAUAUGAUGAGGAUUUUGAUCAUGAUGAUUUGGACAAGCUGCCACCCAAUUUGCCUCCACCACUUAAGACGUUGGCCACAUGGGCUAAUGAUAACUUGAAGGAUGGGAUCACCAUCCACAUAACCUUAGGAGAGGAAUUAUUUGGAUAUCUAAAAAAGGUCGCCAUCUUCAGAAGGGAUGUGUAUGCCAUGACCAACAUGAAAGAGGUUUCUGCCGGCUGCAUUGUGAUGUAUAGGAGCUUCCUUUAUCAAGUGUUGAAGAAAUCGAAGAUGUUUGAUAUGAUUGGCUUCGUAGAUCUUGCUAAUACUGGUGUCAUUGGCUGUGGAAAUCCAACUGAACGGGCUCGUUCUUUGUCAGUUUCUUAUGAAAGAGGGAAGCGUGGUCAGAUUUUUUUGGUCCCCUAUAAUUCAGGCUGUCAUUGGAUGUUGACGGUGGCGAACCUCACUGAAGAAGUUGUGUAUUUCAUGGAUCCGCUAAAGAGGCGACUCAUCACCGGUGAAUGGAGAACUAUUGUGGACAACUCCAUCAAAAUAUUCAAUGUACAAAAACAUAGGAAAGGCCGAAAGACAGUUCAAUGGAAAAACUGUGCAGGCAUUCCGGAGCAGAUGGGUGAUAAGACUUGUGGAUAUUGGAUUAUGCAUUACAUGAGGGAUAUAGUGGAGGACAAAAACCAAGAGUGGAGUGCUAAGUGGGAAAGAAAAGCAAAUCACUAUUACACAAUGGAGAAUGUUGAUGCUGUCCGGGCAGAGUGGGCAAAGAAUAGCCAAUUUUAAUUUCCAGAAUGCAUGCAUACCAAUUGUACAGGGGACUACUAAAAUGUGUCGUCACAAACUGCAAGCUAUAACAAAAGCA